AUGCCUCUCCUCAACGUGAGGGAGCUCCUCCCGUUCCCCAACGGCGAUAAUACAUCUCAUACCAUAAUCAACGGCGUCGAUUUCAACUUGACUGCCCUCAAAUUCUUCAAUUAUACCAUCUACUCCAACAACACAAUAUCCAAUAGAUCGAAAUGCUAUCUCAUCUUCGACCAAUUCAAACCGCACAUGUUCAGCAAUGGUAGCUGGGUCAACGGUUCGACUUGCUACAUCCCAUACUAUGGAAUCAAAACUCGAGGCUACGCAAGCAUUGCGUUCGGCACCGCAUUCGGAAUGAGCAUUAUGUUCACGUUGAUCAAUCUACGAAAACACGGAAAGCGCUUCGUGCGAGAGGACAAAAGGUUCAGGAUCGUUGGUCGUAGAUGGCAAUGGUACUGGAUGCUGUUCGCUGCAGCAUGUGGUAUGAUCAGCUGCUUGACAGGUAUCGAUGUGGAUCGCAAUUAUUUGCAGGAUCUUUCCAUCAUUCUGCAAAGCUUCUUCUUCACACUCAUGGUCCCGGGAACACUUGCAAUGGUCUGGGAAAGUGUCAGGCAUUGGGGCUCGUGGCAGGAAAGACAACUAGUAGAUGUGGAUCCCUAUUCUUACCCGGAUGACGAUACAAGGACCAGGACCGAGUUCUGGCUCCCGCUGAUGUUCUACCUUAUUGCUUGGCUCAAUUUCUUCAUGACUAUUCCUCGAUCGUGGAACGCGUUCAGACAGCAGAACACGCCAGAGCAACAACGUGACAUAGCAGCACCAGCCGCUACAAACAAUCGAACAAAGGCGGGCGCUAUCAUUGCCGCUGUAGCUUGGUUCAUCAUUGUCUAUUCACUCUGGCAUUCGCUGAAACAUUACAAGCGACGGAAUACAGGAUUCUUCGGCAAGAUCAACGGAUUUUGUCGGGACUGCCCGACCAAGCUCUUCGUCGUCAUUAUUCUGCUUGCCGUUCGUGUGGCGUAUGGCCUUGCCAGUGCAUGGAUAUUUGAGCUUACGAUCAUGAAAGACGAUGUCAUGAUUGGUUGGCCGUUCGGAUUGGGCUAUGGACCCAUUCUAGCCAUCAUCAUCGUCUUCGAGGUCUUCGGCUAUAUUGAAGAGAAUGAAGACAAGGUGAUCAUGGAGCAGAGACGAUUACGAGGCAUCGAACACGAUCGUGAGCUCAAUCUGACGAAGAAACCUGGUUGGUGGAACAAGAACUUUACGAAUCGAUUCAAGUCGGACGAUGAGCGUCUGCGUGACAUGGCAGCGAUUGACAAUAGUGGAGCUACUACAACAACGACCCGUCGUCAACCUCAGAACAUUGAGAUGGGAGACAUGACUCUUCGCAAUCGGUCCAGGAGCAGACCUCCAGAGGAUCCAUUCCGGGAUCAAAGUUCGUCAGAAAACUCUCGACAGUCUUCCGUGGCUGUCGGUGCGAGAUUAGAUCCCAGUCGCACCGAAAGCGAUGCAGCUAGUGCAAAGUCUGGCCUAACGGGACGCACCUUGACGGCUGAGCAGAUGGCUAAUGCCCGGCCACAAAACGUGAGGAGCAUGCUGGAUGUUUGA
Molecule: messenger RNA, 1539 nt
Organism: Aaosphaeria arxii CBS 175.79
Lineage: Eukaryota; Fungi; Ascomycota; Dothideomycetes; Pleosporales
Exons: 2
Coding region: 1-1539 (512 amino acids)
Source: RefSeq, a predicted model, not a curated record